AUGAAGAUGCUUACUAAGUUUGAGUCGAAGUCAUCCCGCUCCAAGGGGGUGGCUUUCCAUCCAAAAAGACCGUGGGUUCUUGUAUCGCUUCACUCUUCAACAAUUCAGCUUUGGGACUACCGUAUGGGAACGUUGAUUGAUAGAUUUGAAGACCAUGAGGGACCAGUAAGAUGCGUUGAUUUCCAUCCAACCCAGCCAUUAUUUGUUUCUGGAGGUGACGACUAUUCCAUCAAGGUAUGGUCUUUGAACACCAGAAAGUGCAUCUUUACCUUGAAUGGGCACUUAGAUUACCUUCGUACUGUCUUCUUCCACCAUGACUUGCCUUGGAUUAUUUCUUGUUCUGAUGAUCAAACGAUCAGAAUCUGGAAUUGGCAAAACCGUCAAGAAAUUGCCUGUCUUACCGGCCAUAACCACUACGUUAUGUGCGCUCAAUUCCAUCCAUCUGAGGAUUUAAUCGUCUCUGCUUCGUUAGAUCAAACCGUUAGAGUUUGGGACAUCUCGGGCUUGAGAAAGAAGCACUCUGCUCCAACAUCCAAUUCCGUAAGAUCCUUUGAAGAUCAAUUACAAAGACAGCAAUUACCACAGCAGGACAUCUUUGGUAACACUGAUGCUAUUGUGAAGUAUGUAUUAGAAGGUCACGAUAAGGGUGUUAAUUGGGCUACUUUCCAUCCAACGUUACCUUUAAUUGUCUCUGCUGGUGAUGAUAGACUAGUUAAGUUAUGGAGAAUGAGUGAGACCAAAGCUUGGGAAGUCGACACCUGCAGAGGUCACACUGGAAAUGUGUUGGCUGCAGUCUUCCACCCUCAACAGGACUUGAUUCUUUCAGUAAGUGACGACAGAACCAUUAGGGUUUGGGAUUUAAACAAGAGAACUCCAGUGAAACAGUUCCGUCGUGAGCACGACAGAUUUUGGUUGCUUGCAUCUCAUCCACACAUUAACUUGUUUGCCUCUUGUCAUGAUUCCGGUGUGAUGGUUUUCAAGUUGGAAAGAGAAAGACCUGCAAGUUCUAUUUUCCAAAACAAGACAUUGUUCUACGUUAACCUGGAAAAGCAAGUACAAGCCUACGACUUCCAAAAGCAAGAGCCAACGUUACCUAUGUUAUCAUUGAAAAAGAUUGGAAAGACUUGGUCAUUUAUGAGAACUAUGUCGUACAAUCAAUCCGAUAACAGUAUAUUAGUUACUCAUGGUGAUGGAAGCGAUGGACAAUAUGCAUUAAUCUCGUUACCUAAGCACGUUACUGGCGCCAUUGAACCAACAGAUAUUAGACAAGGUGAAGGUAACUUUGCAUGCUUCAUUUCUAGAAACAGAUUUAUCAGUUUUGUCAAAUCCUCAAAAACUUUAUAUGUCAAGGAUUUGAGCAACAAUGUUACCAAGACUAUUCAAUUGGAUUCUUCCGUAAUUGAUGUGUUGAAUGGUAGUGCCGGUAGUGGUAGAGUUCUCUUGAUUAAGCAAAACCUGGUUGUUCUGUAUGAUGUUCAACAAAGAAAGGAAAUUGCUGAAACUAGUGCCAAUAACGUCAAGUAUUGUUCCUGGUCCAACGACGGACAAUACGUUGCAUUAUUAGCUAAACACACUAUCACCAUUGCCAAUAAGGAUUUAGAGUUAAUCACCUCUAUGCACGAGACAAUUAGAAUUAAGAGUGCAGCUUGGGACGAUAACUCAGGUGUCUUACUUUAUCUGACAUUGAAUCACAUCAAAUAUACCUUGCUUAAUGGUGACAAUGGUAUCAUUAAGACAUUGGAAAACACUUUCUACAUUACCAAAGUAACAGGCAAUUUGGUUUACUGUUUAAAUAGAUCUGGUCAAGUUGAAGUUAUCAAGAUUGAUCCUACUGAAUACAGAUUCAAGAAAUCUUUAAUUAAUAAACACUUCGGUGAAGUGUUAAGAAUUAUCAAGAAUUCGAACUUGGUUGGACAAAACAUCAUCAGUUACUUACAAAAGAAAGGUUACCCUGAAAUUGCUUUACAGUUUGUGGAAGAUCCAGAAACAAGAUUUGAAUUAGCCCUUGAAAGUGGUAAUUUAGAGGUUGCAUUGGAGCAAGCCAAGAAGUUGAAUAAUAAUGCAAUUUGGGAAAAGUUGGGAGAUGAGGCCUUAAACCAAGGUAACUUGGAUAUAGUUGAAUUUGUGUACCAACAAUUACAUUUGUUUGAUAAAUUGAGUUUCCUUUACCUUUAUAAGGGUGAUCAAGAUAGAUUAGGAAAGAUGUCAACAAUUGCCGAACAUCGUGGUGAUUUAAGUUCCUUAGUUCAAAACACUUUGUACAACAAUGAUAUUAAGAAGAGAUGUCAAGUUUACAUCCAGGGAGGUAUGUUGCCUUUAGCAUACACUUUGGCCAAGCUGAAUGGAUUGGACGAGUUAGCUGCUCAAAUCUUGGAACAAGCUGGUGUUGAUGUUAAGGAUGUUGAGUUACCAGAAUUAGGAGAAGUGGUACCUUUACCUGAACCAAUCAGUAACCCAAUUGGUAACUGGCCAAUUAAGGAAGGCUCUAUGAGUUUCUUUGAAAGCGCCCUUUUGACUGGUCAAGUGGAAAACUUGUCCAUUGAAGAUGAGACACCAGCCUUCACACCAGCUAUUUCUAAUGACGAAGACGUUGACGACUUUGAAGAUGCAGAGGAAGUUGAUGAUGCUGAAGGUGGUUGGGAUUUGGAUGAUGAUGACCUUGAUAUCGAAGAUGUUGCUGUUGAAGAAGAUGAUUCACCAGCUGUUGCAGUUUCCGCUGAUAAGGAAGGUCUUGAUGGAGAAAUCGGAUAUUGGUUGCGUAAUGCUAAGACUCCAGCCGAAUACGUAGCCGCAGGUGUAUUUGAGCAAGCAUCUUCCUUACUUAAUAAGCAAUUAGGAGUUGUAAACUUCGAACCAUUACGUGCUAGAUUCCUCGAGGUUUAUCAAUCAAACAAGCUUUACUUACCAGGUAAUGAUGAUUUACCAGCAAUGAGAACUUAUAUCAGAGCCGACAAUGAUGAAGACAAUCCACGGAAAUUCAAACCAUUGAUUCCAGGAUUUGAUUCAUUGGAAGAUAAGUUAGCCCUUGGAUUCAAAUUCUUCAAGGAGAAUAAUUUAGAAUCUGCCAUUACGACCUUCAGAUCCAUCAUUUACACCAUAACAGUUUUAACUGUCUCUGAUGCAGACGAAGAAACCAAAUGUGUCGAAGUUUUAGACAUUUGUCGUGAAUACAUUCUUGGUUUAACUAUUGAAUUAGAACGUCGUGCAGUCGCAGCAGCUGGUGACAACAAGAGAAACUUGGAAUUGGCAGCUUACUUCACGAGAGCCAAUUUACAGCCUGCUCAUAAGAUAAAUGCAUUACAAGUUGCAAUGACUCAAUCGUUCAAGAACAAGAAUUAUUUAUCUGCGUCAUAUUUCGCCGGCGAAUUGUUGAAAUUGGUUACCAGUGGUCCUAGGGCUGAAAAGGCAAGUAAAUUGAAGGCUACAGCUGAUUCAUUUGCAUCUGAUGCUAUUGAAAUUGACUUUGAUCCAUAUGCUGAUUUUGAUAUCUGUGCGGCCAGCUUGACUCCUAUUUACAAGGGCUCUCCAUCAGUAACAGAGGCCUUAGUUGGUGCCAUAUAUAAGGUUGGAGAAAGAGGCAAUAUUUGUAAGAUAACUGAAAUUACCUCUAUUGGGUCACCUGCAAGUGGAUUAAGAAUUAGGGGAUAA
This is a messenger RNA of Dujonia railenensis, 3648 nucleotides long. NCBI's taxonomy places the organism in Eukaryota, Fungi, Ascomycota, Pichiomycetes, Serinales, Debaryomycetaceae. The record is from the annotation of a GenBank genome assembly.